AUGAAAAAUAAGCUGACCCCAGAAGGGUACAAGAUUAUUUCACUUUGCGAUUAUGGUUAUACUUGGGUAUUUGUAUUUACAUCACAAGUUGAAAAAGAUAACCUAAUAGAAUUUGUUUCCAGUCUUAACAAUAUUGGAUCGGCUAAUUCAAAUAUUUCAAGUAAAGAUUUUAGAAUUAAUUUAGCUUGGGAUUUGAUCAGAGAUACUUUAGAUAAUGAGAAAAAAAAAGAACUACAAGAUCUUCAAGCUCCAUUUAAAGUGAAAUUGAAUCAUUAUAAAUAA
Messenger RNA from Dentiscutata erythropus, 282 nucleotides. The record is from the annotation of a GenBank genome assembly. NCBI's taxonomy places the organism in Eukaryota, Fungi, Glomeromycota, Glomeromycetes, Diversisporales, Gigasporaceae.